AGCACGAGCACGGGCGCCCGGUUGCAUUUGAUUUAAGCCGCCGCAUACCACAGCAGGGAGACCGUUCUGUUUCGUUCACUAAAUGACUAUCCAUGGAAGAUGUAUUUUUAUUUUUUAACUACGACCUGCUUUUCAACUGAUAACUGAGAAACCGUAGAUAAAAUAAUAUGUUAAAGUGAUUACCAAGGGUAAAUAAUAAACAAUACCGGGCAAGCAAGGUCCCUUCCCCGAGCGCAGGUGGAUCCAACGAAGUGGUGGAACUGGGUAUUGAACGAGGACAGGAACUGCAGCGUACCACGAUAAACUCGGGACUUCUAGCCUACUACUACUAUAUUCAAAUAAUAGGUCUAACUAUUCAUUCCUAUAUCUGCUUUUUGGGGGUCCAAUAUGAUGCUAAAUUGUUUCACAGCCUGGAUGUGUAUCAGAACAUCAUUAUAAUGGAAAUAGAAUAACCCAAGUGAUGUUGCCACUGUAGAACGCAUAACGCACUUGGACUAAUAGGUGUGUAACUCUAAUCAAAAUAUUGCUUUGUUUGGUUUCCAAGCCUGCUUUAAUUGAAAUAAUACCUAGUUCUCUCUUAUGUGGACCUAUAAUAGUGUUUAAAGGAUGCCUGAAGCACUCGCCCCAGCCCAGGCGCUCUACAUCGGCAUGGAGGUGGUGAUUGCCGUCUUUUCCGUCCUGGGUAAUGUGAUGGUGGUCUGGGCGGUGAAAAUUAACAAAUCGUUGAGAGACACAACAUUCUGUUUCAUCGUUUCUCUGGCCCUGGCGGAUAUCGCAGUGGGAGCCCUCGUCAUCCCCUUGGCGAUAACUAUCAGCAUCGGACUUCAAACUCACUUCUACAGCUGCCUAAUGGUCGCGUGCACGGUGCUGGUACUGACGCAAAGUUCCAUCCUGGCCCUCCUGGCCAUUGCGAUUGACCGCUAUCUCAGGGUCAAGAUUCCAACCAGCUACAAGCGUGUGGUGACAAAGCUAACUCCGGUGGUGGUGUGUUGGACUGUGGCCUUCAUCGUGGGACUUGACUCCUGCUGUUACUGGAACAACCUCUGGAGGUGCUGCACUCCGUUACUCCUCAUGCUGGUCAUUUACACAGAGAUCUUCUACAUGAUCCACAAGCAGCUCAACAAGAAGGCUUGCACCAUCAGCCACACCGACCCCAACAAGUACUACGACAAGGAACUCAAACUGGCCAAGUCCCUGGCCCUGGUCCUCUUCCUGUUCGCCAUCAGCUGGCUUCCCCUCCACAUCAUCAACUGCAUCACGUUGUUCUGUCCGACCUGCGACAAACCCCUGUUCCUGGUCUACAUGGCCAUAUUGCUCACGCAUGGCAACUCAGCCGUCAACCCCAUCGUCUACGCCUUCCGCAUCAAGAAGUUCCGCGACGCUUUCCUGAAGAUCUGGAAGCAGUACUUCUGUUGUAAGGACGUACCCGCCAUCUUGAACCAGCCUAGUGAGAAGGAUCGGAAGGAGAACGAGAACCAGAAUGGGAACGGGAAUCCUAAUCCGAUCGGGGACUCACCGCCAGCUCCUUCGCCAUCACAAGAAGGGCAGCAGCUUCCACUAGAGCAGAUGGUUAAACACCAGCAGCCACAGAAACCGCCGAUGGAGCACAACAAUAUCUAACUAUCCCUGGAAGAAAGGGAGUUUCUACAUUGACGUUUCAGAAACCUUUGAGUUCCUAUGUUUUUUUGGAGAUGACUAGAGGUUGUUUGACAGGAGUCAGAGGCAUUCUGAUAGUAGUCGUUUCCCGAAUGUGAGGCAACCAAUGGAGGAGGAGCGCGAGAAACAUUCCAGCAGUUUACUUUUUGUACCUUUCACCUUUCACCUGGAUGUGACUGGAUGUUUGUGUAUACUACUUUGAAAGGAGUGUGACAUGGUACCUAGUGAAUGGAAGGAUUCUGGAGCCGUGUUAGGCGACUCGCAACUUAAGGAUCCAUCUUACAGACUGUGAAAUCUAAUUUUAACAUUCGUGUGGAGGUGUAUUUGAGUUUGAGGCAGAGGGGGGUAAAGAAAAAAAAAACAUUGAAAAUGAGUAUUAGGGUUUAUACGGUAAAAACACUGAGAAUUAAUAUUAGGGUUUAUACGGUGAAAAAAGUGUAAUCAAAAACGUGCAAUAAUGUAAGUCUAUUUGAUAAUGAGACUGAGACAUCUUAGUAGCUAACUGAACUGAACUGAAGGCACUAAGCUUUAAAUGACAGUUAACAGAACAUUGACAGUUGACCUUUUUAGCGUUGUGAAAUUAGAGAGGAACUGACAGUUGGUGGGAUCCUCAUUCAAAAAAAAGUGCAAAAUUGAGCACUGAUGGUGAGGUAUAAUCCGUGUCAGAUUAUCAAACGUUAUAACACUGAAUAAACAUGUGGCUUAAAAGAGUUCCAGAUGUUGCAAGAUUAAUGUUCCUGCUGUUUAUUAAACUGUACUGAUUUAAGCUAACAAAGGCUUUAUAUGAAUGUAGUGAUGUAAAUUUGAAUUAAAUGUAGCUACGGUGGCAGCUGUGAAUGAAUGCUCACUUCUUGAUUCAGGGUCUUAAGGCACGAGAAGCACAGUGGAGGAACGAGUGGAGGUCUCCUCUCCUCUCUACACCUCUCCUCUCUACACCUCUCCU
This is a messenger RNA of Oncorhynchus masou masou (cherry salmon), 2599 nucleotides long. Its product is annotated as adenosine receptor A1-like. NCBI's taxonomy places the organism in Eukaryota, Metazoa, Chordata, Actinopteri, Salmoniformes, Salmonidae. Gene Ontology annotation, cellular component: dendrite; synapse; plasma membrane. The coding region runs from base 607 to 1620 and encodes 337 amino acids. The transcript is spliced from 4 exons. The record is from RefSeq and is a predicted model, not a curated record. Gene Ontology annotation, biological process: G protein-coupled adenosine receptor signaling pathway. Gene Ontology annotation, molecular function: G protein-coupled adenosine receptor activity.